UCCGAACGAUUCGACUAGUGAGUUUCGAUGUAUUUUUUACGUAGACAAACUUACGGAAUUGUGGCUUAAAUUUGGUUAAAAUUUAUACAAAUUGGUCUCGUCCAAGCACAAUUAAAAGAAGCAACCAAACAAAUUAAUUAAAAUGGCCGACGACUGGGAAUCCGCCGCCGACAGUGAAAUAGUCAUACGUCCGAAUGCAGCUAACAAUAUAAACAAGUGGGAGGGCGAGGAUGCUGACGAUGAUGUUAAGGAAAGCUGGGAGGACGAGGAAGAGAAAAAGGACGAGGAGAAACCGACGAAAACAGAAGUAGUGCCAGUCAAAACUAAACCCAACAAGGCGCUUAAAGCCAAAUUGGAAGAGCAAGAGCGGCUGCUCGAGGAGGAGGAAAGCAAACGAUUGGCCAAUCUAACAGCUGAAGAAAAAUUAGCUGAAAAACUACGUCUUCAGAAAAUACAGGAGGAAUCGGAUCUUAAGAGCGCACUUGAUACAUUCGGCGUGACGAGUAUAGGCGGAGGUCUCGAUGCCUUCAACCCGGAGAGUAAAGAAGAGUUUAAGGAAUUUGGCGCUGCUCUUAGCUGGAAGGUCGCACAGUACCGAGAAUCCCCACACUUUCCUCAAUUCAUCGAGGAUCUGGUGCGCGGCUUAUGUGUGAACUUGAGUGCUGCUGACAUUAAAAAGGUCAAGAUGAGCACAGAGGUCUUACACACGGAAAAAGUCAAAAUGGAGAAAGCUAGUUCCAAGAAGGCAGCUGCCAAGAGCAAGGGAAAAGUUACGUUGCGCACAGAUCACGACGAUAUUGAUGGCUACCAAAAGUACGGAAAUGAUUUUACCGAUGAUUACGAUGAUUUCAUGUGAAUAGGAUCAAUAGUUACAAACACCAUACAUAUAUCUGAUUAUUGAAUAUACAUACAUAUAUAGUUGCUUGUUGAAGUGAAAGAAAGAUUUCUUCUUGUUAAAGAAAUUGCGCAGGAAUUUGAAUCCUUUUUGUUGAUUUUGAAGCUGAUUAUAGGGCCAUAUUAAUAUAAAUAUGUGUACAUAUAUGUGUAUACAUAUAUAUUUGUAUUUGUAUGACAGCACACACCAUUACAUUAUGUAAAAUAUAUAUAAUAGAAUAACUAAAGUCAAGUCAAGCAAGCAAGCAAUCAAGAAACCUCAACAAAACAUAUUUCAAAUUACAAAAUACAGAAUAAUUAGGUACAUCGACGGCUUCUUGUAAAUUCUCUUUUGUAUAAUACUAUAAAGCGAUAUUAAAAUGUGAAACAAGCUCAAA
Drosophila innubila is the source of this 1271-nucleotide messenger RNA. It is a transcript of the gene eIF3j, whose product is annotated as eukaryotic translation initiation factor 3 subunit J. Gene Ontology annotation, cellular component: cytoplasm; eukaryotic translation initiation factor 3 complex. The coding region runs from base 143 to 856 and encodes 237 amino acids. The record is from RefSeq and is a predicted model, not a curated record. NCBI's taxonomy places the organism in Eukaryota, Metazoa, Arthropoda, Insecta, Diptera, Drosophilidae. The transcript is spliced from 6 exons. Gene Ontology annotation, molecular function: translation initiation factor activity.